This is a messenger RNA of Cryptococcus amylolentus CBS 6039, 981 nucleotides long. Its product is annotated as ribosomal protein L24. Gene Ontology annotation, molecular function: RNA binding; structural constituent of ribosome. The transcript is spliced from 5 exons. Gene Ontology annotation, biological process: ribosomal large subunit biogenesis; cytoplasmic translation. Gene Ontology annotation, cellular component: cytosolic large ribosomal subunit; ribosome. Bases 38 to 454 code for a protein of 138 amino acids. NCBI's taxonomy places the organism in Eukaryota, Fungi, Basidiomycota, Tremellomycetes, Tremellales, Cryptococcaceae. The record is from RefSeq and is a predicted model, not a curated record.
CGAGAUACUGCUCCAUCCAUCAAUCAAUCUAUACAAAAUGGCGUCUUCUUUCGGCCUCGCUUCUGACCGACGCAAGUCGCGUAAGGCUCACUUCUCUGCUCCCGGUGGUGAGAAGAGGAAGAUCAUGUCUUCUUCUUUGAGCAAGGAGCUCCGACAGAAGCACUCCGCUCGAUCCAUCCCCGUCAGGAAGGAUGACGAGGUUCUGAUUGUCCGUGGCAAGUACAAGGGCCGAGAGGGCAAGGUCACUCAGGUCUACCGAAAGAAGUGGGUUAUCCACGUCGACCGAGUCCACAUCGAGAAGUCCAACGCCGCCACCGUCCCCGUCGGUAUCCACCCCUCCAACGUUGUCAUCACCUCCCUCAAGCUCGACAAGGACAGGCGAGCUAUCCUCGAGCGAAAGGGUUCCAAGAACGCCUCCGCUGAGGAGAAGAAGGACGUCGAGAUGACCGAGUAGAUCUAUCCGGCUUUUAGUGAUUGAGGCAGGAUGUACUAUUCUCUUACGGAUCUUGGCGCAAUGGACGGGACAAACUGGACUUGCAGCUCAUCUGGGACGGACAGCGAAUCACUUCGAGUGUCAUGACUGACCCAAAAAUCAUGCGUGUCGUACCUGUGCUCCAGACUUUGGGUGGGAUAUGGUUCGUUGCUGUCUGCGUGAUGGCAAUUGCACAGUCCGUGUCAUCGCCUUUACUUGUAUCCUCAACCCCUCAAUUGCUUGCACGCAUCACGACUUGAUCGUUACAUGCGUUCGAGCAUGUCGGCCAUGAGUUCAGAACCCAUCUGCAUCACAAUCUCAAGGUAAGCUUUCGGACACAGCAAGCGGGCCCAAAUGGAAGUUUCGGAGAAGGCCUGAUGAGUUAUAUCUCGACGUGAAAGCUGAUGUGCAGGCGGCAUCUGCCCUCCCCUGGCCCGACAUGCAUAGAAUACAUACCCCCGUGCAUGUCCCCCAUGUCUCCCGUGUCCUGCUGCAUGCAUAACGCCCCG